This is a messenger RNA of Micropterus dolomieu (smallmouth bass), 3317 nucleotides long. It is a transcript of the gene srpk1a, whose product is annotated as SRSF protein kinase 1a. Bases 84 to 2102 code for a protein of 672 amino acids. Lineage: Eukaryota; Metazoa; Chordata; Actinopteri; Centrarchiformes; Centrarchidae. The record is from RefSeq and is a predicted model, not a curated record. Gene Ontology annotation, biological process: spliceosomal complex assembly; protein phosphorylation; regulation of mRNA processing. Gene Ontology annotation, molecular function: ATP binding; protein kinase activity. The transcript is spliced from 17 exons.
CCAGCACAACGAACCAGUGCGCAUGCGUGGAACAUUCGAUCACUGGUGGUGUAGCUAACGGCUAGGCUACGAAUCCAGCCAACAUGGAGAGAAAAGUUCUAGCACUCCAGGCGAGGAAGAAGAGGGUGAAAGCAAAGAAGACCGUCAAAAAACAGCCAGCCAAUCCCAGAAGUCGACAGCAGCCGCAGCUAGAAGCCUCACCUCAGGAACCCGAGGAACCUGAGGAGAUUCUCGGCUCUGACGAUGAGGAGCAAGAGGACCCCAAUGACUACUGCAAAGGCGGCUACCACCACGUGAAAGUAGGAGACCUUUACAACGGAAAAUACCAUGUCAUCCGGAAACUGGGCUGGGGACACUUCUCCACCGUGUGGCUCGCCUGGGACAUCCAGGUGAAGAGGUUUGUCGCAAUGAAGGUGGUGAAGAGUGCGGAGCACUACACGGAGACGGCAGUGGAUGAGAUCAAACUCCUCAGAUCUGUAAGAAACUCAGACCCCAAUGAUCCCAACCGGGAAAUGGUGGUCCAGCUGCUAGACGACUUCAAGAUCUCUGGUGUCAAUGGAACUCAUGUCUGCAUGGUAUUUGAGGUGUUGGGGCAUCACUUGUUAAAAUGGAUAAUAAAGUCCAAUUACCAAGGGCUGCCCCUGCCGUGUGUGAAGAGCAUCGUAAGACAGGUACUCCAAGGCCUGGACUACCUGCACACAAAGUGUGAGAUCAUCCACACAGACAUCAAGCCGGAGAAUAUCCUGAUGAGUGUUGAUGAGCCUUAUGUCCGGAAGCUCGCAGCUGAAGCCACAGAGUGGCAGAGGGCUGGGGCGCCUCCCCCCUCUGGUUCAGCAAUAAGCACAGCACCUGCUCCAAAACAGACAGUAAAAAUGUCCAAGAACAAGAAGAAGAAGUUAAAAAAGAAGCAGAAGCGUCAGGCGGAGCUGCUAGAAAAGUGCAUCAUGGACCUGGAGGAGAUGGAGAAGACUACAGAAACAAGAGAGGAGGAAGAGGAUGAAGAUGAGGACCCGCAGUCUCCAAAGGGACGGGCUUGCGCUCCUCUCAGACAGGUGUCUCUUCUCGAGCUAGGAAAUGAGGAAACGGAGGAUCUCAUGAGGAUGGGGCCCGAAGGGCUGUCAGAGUUGAACUGUAAUGGCCAUGUGGAGGUAGACCAGAGGCAGUCCCAAUGGAGGGACGAAGACCAACACAAUGGCAACGCAGAGCCCACAGAGGAAUGUGCCAGUCAGGAGGAGCAACGCAAGGAGUCCCUUGUUCACCCCAUCUGCAACGGUGUGGACUCUGCAGAUCUCAAGGAGCUGGAUGCAGAGACUAAAGACAGGGGUGCUCACAGAAGUGGAGUAAUGGAGAGACACCUUCUCGCUGGGCUGGAGGAGGGAGAGCUCGAGCAAAGCAUUUUGCAGGACGACGGUCCUGACUGUCAAUAUACAACCCAGGAAAGCCUGAGAAAUGGCAAGCUAACAGCAGGAUCCCUGUUAGUUAACCCCCUUGAGCCACUCAAUGCAGACCAGAUCAAGGUCAAGAUUGCAGAUUUGGGAAAUGCCUGCUGGGUGCACAAGCACUUUACAGAAGACAUCCAGACACGGCAGUACCGUUCCUUAGAAGUACUCAUUGGUUCUGGAUACAGCACACCGGCCGACAUAUGGAGCACAGCCUGCAUGGCAUUUGAGCUUGCCACAGGGGACUACUUGUUUGAGCCACAUUCUGGGGAAGAUUAUUCAAGAGAUGAAGACCAUCUUGCUCUCAUGAUUGAGUUGCUUGGUAAAAUCCCUCGUCACUAUGCUCUGAGUGGGAAAUACUCACAGGAAUACUUCACCAAGAGAGACCAUAUAGCGCUGAUCAUUGAGCUGCUGGGGAGCGUCCCACGCAAACUCAUAAUGAACGGCAAAUAUUCCAAGGAUUUUUUCACCAAGAAAGGUGAUUUGAAACACAUCACCAAGCUGAAGCCGUGGGGCCUGCUGGAGGUGCUGAUUGACAAGUACGAGUGGCCCCGUGAAGAAGCCGAGUGCUUCACUGACUUCCUGCUUCCCAUGCUGGAGCUGAUCCCAGAGAAGCGAGCCACGGCCGCAGAGUGCUUGCGCCACCCCUGGCUCUCCCUCUAGUGGGGCCCUCCAGCCAUUGCACCUCCCUUCCCUCUCACCUUCUCCAGAGACUGCAACAGAUCACUUUCCAGUUUGGGCAUAUCAGAUGAAUAUUUAUUUCUCUUUUUGUUUCGUCGUUUUGGGUCUCUUAUGUUCUCAUUCUUGAACUAAAGCUUCUGUGUAUGUUUGCCUUGUAUUUGUUGGUUCUUCUCUUGGCGCGGUGACGUCCAGAAUCCAGUGGAAUAUUUUACUUUUAUGGUUAUGUUGGCUCCAACUGCUGUGCGAACGAAGCAAACCUGUUAUUGUACUGCUAGUGACUCAUCCUUGUUUUUUACACUCCUGCACUAAAACCCAAACAAAGCAAGGAUAUGUAGCCUUUAUUGGUCAUUUUUGUCCCCUUUAAAAAAGGACCCGCUAUCACUUCUAUUCUCGUGCAUUUUCAUUAGUGCUGUGUUGUUGUGUGUCUUUUUUUUUUUUUUUUAUUGAAUAAUUUUAUCUUAUAUUACACAUGUAAGGUAAAUAUUUUGUAUUUGUAAAGUAGGCUUAGGAAGUUGCACACUGGGCUGACAUUUACACUGACUGUGUAUUAGCAUUUCUCCAGCAAACUCUAGUUUCUUACUGAGAAGCCCACUGUCCGAUAAUGUAGGUCAUAUUAUUUAGCCAUAACAAAUCCAUUCUCACCUGGUAUUUAGCGUGGUGGUUAGUUAAUUAGAAUAAAUUAGAUCUUUCAUUCUAAUGGGAGGCUGGUAUUCUCAUACACUUAUUACAAUUCAGGAAUAGUGUUUUAAAGGUUUCAACAAGAUGACUAUGUUAAGAAGCCCAAUUUAAAGGAAAAAAAAUGUAAUGAAAAUAAACUGUAUAUAUCUGUACCAAAGACUUUGCCUUUAUGUAUAUUACAGUUAUGUACAGUUUUUAACAAAUCUUAUAUCUUAGCUAAAAUUAUUUAGCUGGGUAGCUGUGUUUUAAUAAAGCGUAUGAAAGAUGUGUUCUGUAUGUAUGGCCAACUGUUCAAUAAUGUCACUGUUUUUACCAUAGAAAUGGUGAGAUCUGAUGUUAUGUAAUGGUGUCCCAAACUGAUCAUAUUUUAAAGUAACCUAUGUAUCUGUUGAGGCCAAGGUAGAAAAAACAAAAUUUACAUCAGUGUGAAAUUCAAGAGCAAAGACUUUAUGUGAGCUGUCAGUUUAAAAAACUGUACAACACACCAUACAAUAAAACAGAUGUUCAUACAGCACAAAA